AUGCUCGCCGUUUCCCCUGCUUCGUUCCGUUUUCCCUCCAUCACCGGUCUUCCUCUCUUCACUCCAUGUCCUCUCUUCCCUCCCUGUCCUCUCUUCCCCCUCUUCCCUCCCUGUCCUCUCCCCCCUCUUCCCUCCCUGUCCUCUCUUCCCUCCUUGACCUCCCUUAUUUCCCCCCUGCUCACUCUUUCUUUCCCCCCUGCUUACCCAUUGUUUCCCCCUUACGCACUCUUUCUUUCCCCCCUGCUUACCACUUGUUUCCCCCUUGUUCCACCUGCUUACCCUGUGUUCGUUCCCUGUGGGAGGGCAGGGAGAGAGGAGGACAGGGGGGAGAGAGGAGGACAGGGGGGGAGAGGAGGACAGUGGGGGAGAGGGGGGGGACAGGACAGGGGGGAGAGAGGAGGACAGGGGGGAGAGAAGGGGACAGGACAGACGGGAGAGAGGAGGACAGGGGGGAGAGGGGGGGACAGGACAGGGGGAGGAGAGGAGGACAGGGGGGAGAGAAGGGGACAGGACAUGGGGAGAGAGGAGGACAACGGAGGCGGUAAGAAGAGAGGCGGACACAAAGGAGAGUGGGGAGGCGAGGCGGCGAUGAGGAGGCGAAGUAACGGUGGAGGUGACACGGCCAGGAUGGGAAGCAGCGCGGAGGCGACUUUGGCGAGGACGCGAGAGGGUGAGGAGGAUGCGACGAGGGCGGUGUGGCAGAUUGCGCCGAUGAGGCGACGUGGCGCGUAG
This is a messenger RNA of Closterium sp. Naga37s-1, 732 nucleotides long. Lineage: Eukaryota; Viridiplantae; Streptophyta; Zygnematophyceae; Desmidiales; Closteriaceae. The record is from the annotation of a GenBank genome assembly.